Molecule: messenger RNA, 1149 nt
Organism: Penicillium digitatum Pd1
Lineage: Eukaryota; Fungi; Ascomycota; Eurotiomycetes; Eurotiales; Aspergillaceae
Gene: brlA
Product: C2H2 type transcription factor BrlA
Biological process (GO): regulation of transcription by RNA polymerase II
Molecular function (GO): DNA-binding transcription factor activity, RNA polymerase II-specific; RNA polymerase II cis-regulatory region sequence-specific DNA binding
Source: RefSeq, a predicted model, not a curated record
AUGGCCUCACCUGUGUGGCACGAGCAUUCCCACUACCACCAUGGCCUCCCAAUGGAGCGCCGUACUUCAGCCACCCCGUUGCGCAGCGCAUUUAGGAUGACCGAUCUGACUGCUGGUGACGGCAUGAUGAACAUGCCCUGCGGUCACAUGGACCGGCAGGAGCAGAUGCCCCUCCCCGAUUAUCUUCCUGGAUACGAUGACAACGUCGAACAACUCUGGAUUCCCCAGGAGAUGCCAAAGACAUACCAGGAGCCUCAGUUUCCUUACCAGGCCUCGAUGCCUCAGUACAACCAGAUGGCUCGCAACUACUACCACCGUCCUCAGCAGGCUGGAUAUCUGCCUGAGUCGGCCUCCAAUCCUUGCUUGUCUCGUCCGAUCUUUACCCAACCCAUGGAGCGGAUGCCCAACUCCGCCUCGAUGACCAACAUGCUCCACUGGAUGCCUUCCCACGAGUCUUUGGUGCCUCAAACCAUCACACCUGCUCAGGUCCAACCAUAUCCGUCAGGACCCGUCACGCCUCCUUCUUCCGCUUACUCCGACUUCCCCACGAACAUUCCGACUUUCAAGUCCCACACUCCUUCUACGCCCCAUCGAUCCGUGUCCAUGGGGACUCCGUCGGGAUCCGAUACGCCAGUCAGUCGGAUCUCCGGACACAAUGAUUACCAAGAAGAGUUCCAGCUCUCUCCUGUCUAUCGUGAAGGCAUGAUGCAACGUCAUCGCCAGCCUUCGCGCAAACCCUCCAAGAAGCAACUCCUGCGCUCUAACCUUAGCCUCGAGAACUUGCCGUCCAUCAUUAAACAAGUGCAAUUCAAGUGCAAGGAGCCUGGCUGCAAGGGGCGUUUCAAGCGCCAGGAGCAUCUCAAGCGCCACAUGAAGAGCCACUCCAAGGAGAAGCCUCAUGUCUGCUGGGUUCCUGGCUGCCACCGUGCCUUUUCCCGCAGCGACAACCUCAACGCCCACUACACCAAGACCCACAGCAAGCGGGGCGGUCGCAACCGCUACGUCGCAACCCUAGAUGAGACCAGCCAAGAUUUCGACCCCGAUUUCCGGGGACAGCUUACCCCCGACGGUCGACCUAUCUAUGGCAGCAAGCUUGAAGAUAGUAUGCCUGACUGUGGUGAGCUGAGCGUUGAUGGCUGGGAUGACUAG